GUUACUGAUUAUAUCUGCUUAAGUCACUGCUGGGGAAGCGACGAGAUGUUUAAGACUACGAUAGAGAAUAUCAGCGAACGAAUGCACAACAUCCGUUUUAACGAUCUGCCAGCUACCUUCAGGGAUGCAGUCAGAAUCACUCGCGACCUUGGCAAACGACACCUCUGGAUUGACAGCCUUUGUAUAAUACAAAAUGAUCCCAGGGAUUGGCGUGAUGAAGGUUUACGCAUGCAUGAGAUUUAUGGUAAUUCUUACUUGACGAUCGUUGCAUCGAAGACCAAAGGCCCGGACGACGGGUUGUUUUCCGUAUCUUCUCGAUACAAGCUCCAAGACUUCUUGUUCAUGAUGGACAGAAAGCAAUUUGUCAUGCAUGUACGACAAAAAGUCACUCAUUUCAACUCCAUUGACUCUUUUCCUCUGCUGAAGCGGGGAUGGGUCUUCCAAGAGCGAAUCUUGUCCCGACGAAUGGUGCACUUUGGCCCUCAAGAGCUAGUAUGGGAGUGUAUGGAGAUGGAAGAAUGCGAGUGUGGCAACGUUGACGAAGGCAUCAGCUGGAAUUCGCGCACUCCACGCAAGUCGCUUUUGCUGAUGGAGGGUAACCCUUUCUUGUGGAAUCGGAUAGCAGCGGCCUACUCGAGCCUGAGUCUCACGAAAGAGAACGAUGUUUUACCUGCACUCUCAGGUAUUGCAAAGAAACAUAAACCAGAACCCGAGGCAAGGUACCUGGCAGGGUUUUGGGAUGGGAAAUUCAUGAUCUUCCAUCUCUUGUGG
Messenger RNA from Bipolaris oryzae ATCC 44560, 771 nucleotides. RefSeq lists its product as uncharacterized. Lineage: Eukaryota; Fungi; Ascomycota; Dothideomycetes; Pleosporales; Pleosporaceae. The annotation marks the transcript as partial. The record is from RefSeq and is a predicted model, not a curated record. The transcript has a single exon.